AUGGAGGUGCAGAUGCGCAUUCCACCGGAGAGGUGGUGCAUCACACUCGCAGAAUUCUACACCUUUGUACACGAGGUGAGGCAAGCCUGGACCAGCGGCAAAGUGCCCGAAGACGAUCCGGACAGCAACCCCCGCCAAAGAGAUCCCCGACAUGGACCAAACUUGUACCAGGUGAACGAACACUACGUGAAGCCCUUGACCCGCGCGGCCGGCAGCAUGAGCUAUGCUCUGAUGAAGCAUCCCGCGGGACUCCUUUGCCAGGUGUUCAUCUCCCAUGCUUGGGCAGAAGGCAUUUUCGAGCUGUCAGACUUUGUGCGCCGCGGCUGGCCGCGUCUACAGGGUCUGCGAAACUUGUAUUGCUGCCUGCUGGCAAACCCACAAAACCUGGAUAUCUCAGCUUUGCUCAGCGGUCCCCCGGAGGAGAGCCCCUUCGCCAGGGCCAUGCAGGCGGCCUCCCACGUUCUGGUCAUACCAAACGACACGGUCAGUAUCUACACACGCCUGUGGUGUGUCUAUGAAGCCUACCUGGGCACUUGCUGGCACAAGACCUGCAUCAUGCCGGCGAGGCCGAGGAGGUCGGCACAAUGCAAGGCGGCGAUUCGCACAAUCCUCGUGCCCAGCAUCAUCGGACUAAUGCUAGGUUUCCUUUGGCUUUUGCUACUUUAUCACCAUUGUUGCAGAACCUGCUCGCGUUGCUUCGUGGAUCCUGUCCUCAGUACUUGCGUGGGGCUGACACUGCUUUGCUUCGUCGGGGCGCUGGUCAUGGAAUUUGUUCCCAGACCACUUCGAAUGUGGAUCAAAUGCGUGGUGAUCCGCAUGGUGCACAUCCUGGUUAUUUGCGUUUGUACGGCAGUGGCUAUCCCCUAUUCGGUUCUGCUCGAAUGGAAGAACAGCGUUUGGAAUCACGUGUUCGAGCGGUUAAUUCCAAUCGCACUCUGCCUCUUCAACGUUUGGCGUGCAGCGCAGCUUAGCCUACACCACUUGGAGGAUGUGGAGCUGCGCAGGCAAGCCAGCCUGCUGGCCAUUCAGACGCUGGAGGAUGCUACGUGCUCCGAUCCACACGACGAAGCCCAGAUCCGACAGGCGAUCCAAGGCUUCGAGGCCGAAGUGGAUGUGACGAUUCGUGUAUUGAUGCAAAGUGGUGCCUACAAUGAUGCGCUGCGUGAAGCUUACGAGCAAGGCGAGGACAUCAGCGGCGAAGGGAACAGUGAUCUCAUUGUAAAGACGGGCCUCGUGUCCCUGAUCUGGCUGCUUUCCACACUGGACUCCACUGGUUUCCUCGACUCCUAUUUGGUCUGCCUCGGGCCGCGUUACGAGCAGGGGACGAGUGGACUGCUCCUGCUGA
This is a messenger RNA of Symbiodinium necroappetens, 1345 nucleotides long. The record is from the annotation of a GenBank genome assembly. Lineage: Eukaryota; Dinophyceae; Suessiales; Symbiodiniaceae.